This is a messenger RNA of Panicum virgatum (switchgrass), 845 nucleotides long. RefSeq lists its product as uncharacterized. The transcript has 6 exons. NCBI's taxonomy places the organism in Eukaryota, Viridiplantae, Streptophyta, Magnoliopsida, Poales, Poaceae. Gene Ontology annotation, molecular function: DNA binding. Gene Ontology annotation, cellular component: nucleus. Bases 366 to 845 code for a protein of 159 amino acids. Gene Ontology annotation, biological process: DNA recombination; DNA replication; DNA repair. The record is from RefSeq and is a predicted model, not a curated record.
CAAAUCAAUCCAAACCUAGUCUGCGUCGUGAUAUCAAGCUGAAAGAUGAAAUCGGUGAAGAGAUCAAGCUAGUUCUUUGGGGCUCCAAAGCAACACAAUUUGAUAUUCCAGAAGACACAACUUCAGAAGACAAACCAAUCAUAAUAUUAUUCACUGGAUGCCUUGUCAAACUUUACCGUGGUGAACUUAAUGUCAGUGGCUACUCAGCUUACCAUUGGUACAUAAAUCCUGAUAUACCAGAAGCAGCACAUCUAUUAAACAGCACACUGGGACAACCUUUCAAGAUUAAACGAGCUGGCAUUCCAAUUACUGAGCAAAACCAACCAGAGCCUAUUGCUAUACCAGAUUUACUAACACUCAGAGAAAUGGAAGAGAUAGAUCCUUAUGAAUUUCCGAAAACUGGAUGCCGCUGCACUGUAACUAUCAUCCGUUUAGCUGAAACACAAUCUUGGUGGUACCCAGCAUGCAAUUUCUGUCGCAAAUCGUGUCAACAAGAUGGUUCUUCCUACAUAUGCUUAGAAUGCAAUACCAUUGAUAAAUACUCAUACAAAUACAAACUUCCAUUCAUUGCUUCUGAUGGGACUGAAGAAUCUGAGAUGAUUGCAUUUGCUACUGUUGCUCAUCGUAUUGUUGGUAAACCAGUUGAAGCUGUGAUGAGAUCUUAUAGAAACAGGGAUAACAUUCCCGCUGACAUUGCAGCUAUAGUCUCGUCCAAAUUCACCUUUUCUGUUACCAUGGCCGAAGCUAGCUACCGCAACCCUAAGAAAUCAUACCAGGUCAAUAGUAUAAUUCAUAGCUAUGGCAAGCAACGUUCCCUUCCAUUCCACCCUCCCAAUCAAAGCUAG